UGUGUUUCAUCUACCGAAGCUUUGUGGGCUGCAUUCGAGAUUUCUGGGCAUUCUCCAUAUUUGGUUUGCUCUCUCUCGAUUCUUCUCAUUGUUUGUGAUUGAUUUUGGGAAAUUUUUGCACUUUUGUUGAGUUAUAGGUUUUGGGUUUUACAUUAUUAUGUAUUAAACAUCAGUGGGCAGAAUAGUCUGGGAUUCGAUAUGCCUUCAUACCGUCUUCAAGUUUUUUUCCUUUUUUAAUUUUUUUUUAUGAGAUAUCAUCUUCGAGUUGGAAAUGUGAAAUUACUGUGUUUUUGAGUUAAAAUAAAAAACGAGUUCUGGUAGCGAUGAGUUGUUCAGUUGCAAGACUUACUGCAUAUGACUAUAGGUAUUAAGUUACUUGUGGACCUGUGGUCAUGUUGUGAAUUACGAAUCAAGUAUAGAUCUGAUAUGCAGUUUCUAGUUCAGCUUGUUUCUUCGAUACUGCUACAAAAUAAGUACACUUACAAGAUCUCGGAUUUCACUUAUUGAAGAAACACAUAUUGAAAAGAGAAUACUAUCAAACACAACAACAGAUUUUUGAGUUUCUCGUCACUCCAUAUUUGUCGUUUAACACACUACAUGCAAGAUCCUUUUUGUGAAUAAUUUAUAUGUUCUGUUUGCAGGAGAACAUGGUUGCGAAGGUUAUCAAGCGGUGACAUGGUUUUGGGAUUGGUUGUAGCUAAUGUUGCUAUUUUUCCUUUAUGGAGGAUAGCAGACCCUAUAUUCAUGUACAAGAAUUUUACUAUCUCAUUAAACAAUUUUACAAGUGGACGUCUUCACACAUUGAUAACUUCUACAUUUAGUCAUGUUGAUAUUGGGCAUAUCAUUUCUAACAUGAUUGGACUGUAUUUUUUUGGGAUCAAUGUAAGCUCAGCUUCCUCUUUUGGGCCUGAGUUUUUGCUGAAGUUGUAUCUAGCUGGAGCUAUUGGUGGCUCAAUCUUUUACUUGGUGCACCAUACCUUCCUUGCUGCAUCAUUGAAGGUACCAUGA
Messenger RNA from Rosa chinensis, 1008 nucleotides. RefSeq names its product RHOMBOID-like protein 12, mitochondrial. Lineage: Eukaryota; Viridiplantae; Streptophyta; Magnoliopsida; Rosales; Rosaceae. The record is from RefSeq and is a predicted model, not a curated record. Gene Ontology annotation, molecular function: serine-type endopeptidase activity. Gene Ontology annotation, cellular component: membrane. The transcript is spliced from 3 exons. Bases 676 to 1008 code for a protein of 110 amino acids.